Molecule: messenger RNA, 1307 nt
Organism: Nematostella vectensis (starlet sea anemone)
Lineage: Eukaryota; Metazoa; Cnidaria; Anthozoa; Actiniaria; Edwardsiidae
Exons: 4
Coding region: 113-676 (187 amino acids)
Source: RefSeq, a predicted model, not a curated record
AACAUGCAUUGCUCACUCGGCCAUAAAACAAACAUGCGAUAAAAACAACGAAUCAAACACGUCGCCAUUUUCUUCAACGGAAGGCCACUGGUGCAAAAACAGACUCCUAGAUAUGCACCCUGUGGAACAGAAUCGAGCUAAGAACUCCGCCAUUGCCCACAUUGUCAUAGGGGGCUCUCUCUUGAUCUUCGGAAUAACCGGUCAACUCACGAAAAAGUCUGAGUGGUAUGGCCAUAAUGACUAUAUGACAAAGACAGCUUUAGCAAUCUGGGUCAGCAUAUGGGUGUUGAUAACGGGCAUCUUGGGAGGCGUAACGAGUCGACAUCUCAAGUCUGCAAACGAGCCUUCUACGCGGCCAUGGGUGGUCGCCUACAUGACUUUGUCCAUCAUAACAGCUUGCUUUGCAUUCUCUCUCGCGGGCUUCAGUAGUCUAACUUUGCGCCUUCAGUACACGACCAGCUGUGACACCCAACCCUCAGACACUGGCUGGGAAACUGGGCUUGCACUCAACUGUAUCUACAUCGUAUUUGUUCUUACUGAGGCCGCGAUUGCUAUCUGGUCAGCGGAAUUGUGUCGACGAUCUGUUCGGUGCUGCUUUCAAAACGGAUUUAAGUUGCAGAGCACCUCCCAUGUAUUGCGGCUUGACAGUAGAGAGCGGGAUACCUGUGUUGUUUGACUUUACAAAGGGUACUGCUCUACAGCAUAGCGCAUGUCCACAAUAAAGAAUGCUGCUUACGAGGAGGACUGUGGGCGCAGUAUGACUAGCAGAUUUUCCUGAAGAAGGGAGUCGAGUCGAGCAAUCAGCGUUAAAAAAAGUCAUAGGUCAACUACAGCUCUAUCCUAAAAUUCGUAAACUCCAAGAGAAAUCGCAAACAAUUCGAAUCAUAGUAGGAUAAAAAUAUAUUGAGAAUACUUGAAAAGAACCGGGAUUACUGGUGUAUGCUUGAAAUAGUGUGGAUUUGAAAUAUCAAUUUUAAGCCCAGUGCAAACUGCGCCAGCACCUGCCAGCGAAUUGCUGGCGAAUUCUUGCUCGACUGACCACAUGACAAAUGAAAUGUCAGAAAGUCCAAUACCCAUUUUGACAUUUCCUUUGUCAAGCGAAAAUUCGCCAGCAAUGCUUGGCAGGUGCUGGCGCAGUUUGCACGGGGCUUAAGUCCAGUAAGGGAAGGAUGUAUAUAGUGUAUGAGAUAAAGCGAUAUUGACUUUAUCAUGAGGCAAUGGCGUGUUAGACGUGCACGAUAAAAUAACUCGAUGUAUGUAGUGUGAAUAUUAAAAAUUUAAAUAAAAGUGAAAAGUAAAUUUCAAAA